This is a messenger RNA of Iphiclides podalirius (scarce swallowtail), 4065 nucleotides long. Lineage: Eukaryota; Metazoa; Arthropoda; Insecta; Lepidoptera; Papilionidae. The record is from the annotation of a GenBank genome assembly.
AUGUCACCAGUAUGUCACAACUUCGUACAGAACGCGUGGAAGAAAGAUUUUUGCUCGAACUGCUUCAAAUCGCGCGAAGAGCACGCAAAACAGGAUAAGCCGACGGAAGGCGGUAAAUAUCUAGCGACCCCCUUCCAAAACAGAAGUACGUUCUUCAAGAAAACUCCGCCGAGCAUUUUGAAGAUACAUCCGAAGAAGAAGGGCAAGCGAAAUGUACGGUUCCCGGAGGAAGUGUGCAGCGUCAUUGGCUAUGGCGGUGAUGAUUGGUCCGAUGAGGAGGAAUUCGAAGUUUCAGAGGACAACGAAGAUGAAGACAUAUUUCCAGAUACGGAAGAAGAAAGGGAACUGUACAAAAUAACCAAGUCCAAUACAGACUUCAAUACGGUUAAAGCCAAUCUGUUAGGUGAUUCGAUUGCUAAGUCCUACACUUCAUUACUUCUAGGUAAAAUGCAAACCGAUUCCGAUGGGAAGAAGAAAACGUUAAUGGUUUCGGUAACGCCGUUUGGACAAGAUAACAAAAAUCCAAAUGUCAAGACCCACACCCGAAAACCGGCUGUGAUUCAUAUAAAUGAAACACACAGUGAAGAAUCUGCAAGUAGUUAUAAAACUAAUAUUAUUCUGACGUCGUACGUUAAGGAAUCCGAAACAAUAGUUGCCUCCGAAGGCGUAAGAACAACGGAUGGUAUUUGCACUGAAAAAUCGCUGUUAGAGGAAAUAUCAGAGACUUUACAGCAAAACAGAAUGAGUAACAGUUCAGAUCUUAAUUUAACUCAGAACGAAAACAACAAACCAACGGUUAUUGAAGAGAAGAGAAAGGAGAGCAUGCAAGACGAGGUUGAAAAGAAAGACUCAACUGAAACACGUAAAAAUGGAAUUAUGAGAAAAUCUCCACUAAUAAAAACCCAGGAGAGGCCUAAAGUGAAUCUGAGCAGGUCCGAGUUCAAGUUUUGUAAGAUCAACAUCGAAAACAGCAGCGUUGACUCUGCUGUGGGCACGUUGAAUUCGACCGCUAACAACUCACUGACAUCGGAUGACGACAGUUUCAGCGCCCGUACCGACUCCGACAACGACGACAGUGGACAUUUCUCCGAAACGCACAAAUGUGAGGAGACCGUUAAGAUAAAAGUGUUCAACGAAACGGAGAAGGGCAUUAAAAUGUCCCCAAUCGGACAGUUGAGGAAAGCGGACGGGAAUGCGGGCAGUGGAUACAGUACGUUCCAAAAUCCCAUCAUUGAUAUGCCCCCGAUCAUCCCUAAGCAACCGGACACAGUGUUCUCAGCCGAAGCCAGUCGGGAACUGGCCGGCGAACCUGAUGGUAGGGCAGACCCCGACGAGCCCACCGAAGCGCCCGCAUUGCCUAACAGUCCCGUGCCGACGAUGGACCCACGGCCGUCUUUCCUUCACGGCAUGAUAACCGACAUAAUGCCUUCGAAGCCGGCCGUACCAGAGAAACCAAAGCUGCCUACAAAACCAGUGAUUAAACAAACGACCAAGAAGAGUACGACCGUGUCCCAUCAGAUCAUGCAUUUUCACAACGUGAAGAAAGACGGCGAGGAGAAAGCUAGAUAUUUAAACGAAGAGAAAAACCAUGAGAUAGUAGAAGUGCAAGAACGAAAGAGUGAAUCUCUAUAUUACGCUAAACCGGUGUUGACCAAACAAGACAGUGAAACGUCUCUCAGCAGUCUGAACAAGCGGAAAGCGCCGACGCCACCGCUGUCGCCAACGGAGGAAUACCCAAACUUGUACCAAAGAAAUCCCAGCGGAUUCAUGAAGUCCGAUUCGCCAGUCGUACGCGAAUUGGAGAAGAGGGAGAGGGCGGUUAUGUCGUCUACUCCGAAGACGAAGACCACAGAAGACAUAGACAGGAGAGACCCACAGCCGGAGCCGGCGCCAAGACGUAGCAUAUCGCUGUCGCACGACAACCUUCUGUUGGACGAGAAGCGAAAAGGCAAACUGAAGUUCUCCAUAAAGAAGCUCCUUCGCAUCGGCUCCUCGAAGGAUUUGGACAAGAAAGAGCUGAGCGUCGCGACAGUCGCUAAAGUGGCUAGCAAGCAGGAGGAGAUCUACGACCUGGCGCCGAAGCCGAAGCCGCGACUCGUGAUCAUACACCCUCUGGACAUCAACGGCUCCAGCGUCGAAGUGGUGAAGUCCAACUGCGAGAUAUCCGACAGUCUGCGACGGAUGAGCCACGACGAGGUGUCGAUAUACAGCGGGAGCAGUUCGGUAACUGACGCCGAAGCGCCCAAGGUUCAGAACAAGCCGCCGCCGCCGCCCAGGCUCUCCAGCGAGGAUGCGAACUCCUCCGUCGCCAAGCCAGCCCGCCCGCCACCACCUAAACCGACAGCAUAUAUGCCAAUUUGGGAGAGAUCAGAUCGGCCCUCGCGCCCAGGAAGCCCGGAGCGGACGGCCAGCAUGCGAGAAAGAGACAACCAUCUGGAGCUGCUGAAGAGACGGACGCCGCUCGACGACAAAGACGACGCCGACGAGCCGACCGAACUGGUGCAAGCGACCAACGACGCCGUCAUCCACAGCUACGACGACGUCUACAACACUGGCAAGUACGAGGAGAACAGCGACGAGGCGAAGAACAGCGAUAGCGACUACGAGUACGUGCACGCGCGCUCCAGCUCGCCGGAAUGCGACGGGGGCGGGGGGAGAGUGGCCGAGGGGGCGGUCGAGACCGGAGGCGCGGUCUCGAAGAUCGAAGACUACUCGACCGCCGGCGGGUUCCGCUCCUCGCUGCCCUACUGCGGGAGCGAGACGGAGUCGGAGAUAUACUCGCCGUACAGCUUCUACAGCUCGAGCGACGCGGUGGACGCUAGGGACGAGGACUAUAGAGGCGACGCCAGCCCGAAGGCCACCACGAGCAAGCUCCGCGUGAGGAAGGGGAGGAGCGUGGUGCACAAGAACCUCGAGGACAACUACGGCGCGGUCGUUAUCGCCAACCAUGAGGCACUGGCUCAGGUCCUGGAACAGGUCCAGCAGAGCGCCACCAUGCAGCCCUCCCUCAGGGGGCUGAAGGCGUGCACCAACCUCAGAUGGGGCGACUUCACGGUGCAGCCCCAAAGCAAAGGCCUGGUGAAAGCGGGCAGACGGGUGUUCCACCCGGCCGUGUGGAACUCCAGCCAGGGGCCGGUGAACGUGACGCUGAUGCUGCACAAGGAGCAGAUGGCCUCGCAGAUCGUCUGCCAGCAGUCGGUGCAGCCCCAAACGCUGAGCCUCAACGCCAUCACGGAGUUCUGUGACCUGGUGCCGCUGCAGCAGUUCGGCGAGGAAGGCGAGGAGUUGGUGCAAGCGACCAUCGCGGUGCUAGGGCCGGCGCAGGUGGACACGCUGCAGUCAUACGGGCGGGCGCUGAGAAGCGAGAGGGCCGGGCCCCGCCAGGAGGCGGUGUUCCUCCUGCUGCAGCUGAUCAACGGACUCAAGUGGCUGCAGGCGCGGGGCGUGGACGAGAGCCCGCGCUCCCUGGCGGCCUUCGUGGCCCUGAGGGAGCAUGCGCCCCCGCCCCUCGCCGCGCCCCGGAGGAGCGCCCCCCCGCCCUCGGCGCCCCCACCGCCCCCACCACCGCCGCCUACGGCCGCCUCUGCGUGCUACAGGGGUGAACCGCCAGCUCGUUUGCCACUUUCUCACAUAAAAAAAAUCGCCGACCGUUACAGGCUGAGCGACGAGGUGAACUGCAACAAAUCCGGCGAGUGCGAACACCACAGCUCGCUCUGCAAAUGCGCCAUCACCGCGGUCGAGAUCCUGCUGCCCGGGGAGAAGCUCACGCCACUCCUCAAGGAGGUUCUGCAGGAGGAGCGGGCGAUCUCCCUCAACCAGGCCAAGUCCGUCCUCGAGUUCAUGCUCUGGGGCCCGCUGGACGUGGUCCAGGGCGUGCCGGUCGAAGAGCGGGAGCUCUCGCUGCAGAGGUGGCUGGACCUGGAGCGGGCGACGGUGCUGCACGGCCUGGUCAGGACGAGGGUGCAGUUGAACGUGUUCGAGCAACUCCACCUCAUGUUCCUGGUGCGCUCGACGGCGAAGAACAUGUGCGACGCCUCCGUUCUGCUCGAGAAGGCGAAUGUGUAC